AUGUCUACUGGUCAAAUGACUGCUACUUGCAGUAAGGCUGUCUCUAAAACGAGCUCAAAGACUAGGAUAACAGUUGAACAAUCGCAGAAAUUAAUUCAAACAAUGCUAACAAUGUCAUUUGGAUGUUUGGCAUUUUUAAGAGGAUUAUUUCCAGAUGAUAGCUUUGUGGAUCAACGGUUUGUACCCGAAAAGGUGGAAAAGGAUUACAAGAAACAAGACGGCGUUUCCGGUAAUUCCAUAAAGAUCAAAACUCUGGUUCGUGGUAAAUCGAGCGAGAUAGAUUUACUGCUGAAUUGGCUGGAGAAGGGGGUUUUUCAGUCCAUUAAACUGAAGUAUCUGAGAGCUCUGAGCUUGGGGAUUUUCCUUGAUGAAAAUGAUCCAACAGAUCUACUGGAGAAUUACAUCUUCUCAUUCGAUUAUGAUGAUGAGGAUAAUUUCAGAAUGCAGGUAGGUACUCAAACGAAGGGGGAUGAGAGCGCAUCUUCUGUAUCUUUGUUAGAUUCCCGGAAAAUGGCGCAGCAGUUGAUGCGUCGGUUUAUCAUAAUUACGCAGUCUUUAGAGCCGCUACCACAAAGGAAAUAUUUAACGCUGAGAUUGAUGUUUAACGAUAGCGCACCACCGGAUUACCAACCUCAUCUGUUCAAGGAUGCGACUUUUGAGAAGCAGGCUACUGUUAAAGUUCCGCUGAAUGCAGAUACUAAUGCAACUUCGGUGGGUACUCUAAAUACUGAUCAUCAUCAACUUUCCCUUAAGGUUUUGUCCGCGGCAGAUUGUGAUCCCGAGUUAAAUUGUGAGGGGAAUUCGAAUUCAGUCCCCAUAGAUCCCUUUGAUCUAGUAGAUGAUAUCCGGCCUGAACGGAAUUUCUCUCAAGAUUACGUUGCUAGCCAAACAACAAGUAUCCUUGGUCAUAUCCUAAAGUCAUCCCACCCAAAUAUUCAACCUACACAGGCGGUAGUCAACAAAAGUAUCAGUGACGGCACUUGUGAAUGUGCUGUAGAUUGUCCAGCUGAAUCUACAACAUUCAAAACUUGUAAAACUUGCAGAAAGAAGGUGCAUGGGAUAUGUUAUGGAAAUUCAAGAGGUUCGGCAAUAGAAAGGUGUAUGACUUGUGUUUGUGGUUCUGCACUUGAUACUGAAAGUAAUGCAUUCAAAGAUCUUAUUAUGUUGCGAAAAAUAUAUCGUCUCAUAGGACGCUCACGCUCGAUUCCUGAUUCAGUUACAUUGCUGGUAAAACAGCUAUUUGGCUUGCAAUUCAAACUGGAUGAAGAAACGGAAGAAAGAAUUGCCUUUUGUCUGUCAGUAUUGUUUCAUGAUAAUGUGUUAUCCAUCGAAGGUGAAGCUCAACAGCAAACUAAUAGCCAGUCUAUUCGUUUUUCAACUUCUGUACAAAUUGACAUAUCUGGAGUUAUCGCAGCGAAUCAAGUACUCUUGGAAAAGGAUAAGGUGUAUCCAUUGUGCUUCAGGUAUAAUUCAUACGGAAUGCACUCUUGUUUCACUGAUGUGGUUGGUGAAUCCAAGCAGCAGAUCGAAGAUUGGUUCAAGCAAAUCAGAGACCUAAGAGAUCUCUUAAUUGUCCCUAAACCAUCUUCUUACAAUUUUGAGUCAUUACAAAUUGGAGACACAAACAACUUUGAAUUGAACAAACAAGCACGAAAACGUAAAAAUAAUGAUUUACAUCAAUACUUGAAGUCUGAGCAGGAGUCAAUAUCUUCGGAAACAGACACAAAUAAAUCAGAAAAAGGAAACGCCAAGAAAAUAAGGAAAAUUAGUGUAUCAAAAAAAUCACUGAGAAGUGUUUGGUAA
Zygotorulaspora mrakii is the source of this 1803-nucleotide messenger RNA. RefSeq names its product Hop1p (gene HOP1). Bases 1 to 1803 code for a protein of 600 amino acids. The record is from RefSeq and is a predicted model, not a curated record. The transcript has a single exon. Lineage: Eukaryota; Fungi; Ascomycota; Saccharomycetes; Saccharomycetales; Saccharomycetaceae. Gene Ontology annotation, cellular component: nucleus. Gene Ontology annotation, biological process: synaptonemal complex assembly; meiotic recombination checkpoint signaling.